Messenger RNA from Microtus ochrogaster (prairie vole), 10398 nucleotides. RefSeq names its product PPARG coactivator 1 beta (gene Ppargc1b). Gene Ontology annotation, cellular component: nucleus. Gene Ontology annotation, molecular function: RNA binding; transcription factor binding. Lineage: Eukaryota; Metazoa; Chordata; Mammalia; Rodentia; Cricetidae. The record is from RefSeq and is a predicted model, not a curated record. Gene Ontology annotation, biological process: positive regulation of transcription by RNA polymerase II.
AGGCACCGGGCUGCUGGCCCGGGCACCGCCACCUGGCUGCCGGCGCUUUUUAUCCCUGCGGGGGGCUGCGAGACCUGGUCGCCGCGACAGACUCUGAGCAGGGAAAGUGGGGGUACGACCCCAGGCUCACGCGGCCCCGCCCCCGCAGCCAGCCGGCCUGCCGCAGCCGGGGGCCCGAGCUCCGCCCUCCACCCGCCCGCCCGCCGGGCUGCCUCCUCCCUCCUCCUCGCUCGCUCCCUCCCCCGGGCGGGCUCGGCGCUGACUCCGCCGCACGCUGCAGCCGCGGCUGGAAGAUGGCGGGGAACGACUGCAGCGCGCUGCUGGAUGAAGAGCUCUCCUCCUUCUUCCUCAACUAUCUCUCUGACACGCAGGGUGGGGAAUCCGGGGAGGAACAGCUGUGUGCUGACCUGCCAGAGCUCGACCUCUCCCAGCUGGACACCAGUGACUUUGACUCAGCCGCGUGCUUCGGGGAGCUGCAGUGGUGCCCGGAGACCUCAGAGACAGAGCCCAGCCAGUACAGCCCUGAUGACGCCGAGCUCUUCCAGAUUGAUAGUGAGAAUGAAGCUCUCUUGGCUGCGCUCACCAAGACCCUGGAUGACAUCCCCGAAGAUGAUGUGGGGCUGGCUGCCUUCCCGGGGCUGGAUGAAGGAGACACACCAUCCUGUGACCCAGCUUCACCUGCCCCCUUAUCUGCGCCCCCCAGCCCCGCCCUGGAGAGGCUUCUGUCCCCAGUGUCUGAAGUGGAUGAGCUUUCUAUGCUGCAGAAGCUCCUCCUGACCACAUCCUCCCCAACAGCAAGCUCUGACGCUCUGAAGGAGGAGGCCACCUGGUCCCAGGCCAGCCUCAGGUCCAGAAGCCAGCGGCCUUGUGUCAAGGCGGAUGGCAUCCAGGACAAGAAGAUCCCCAUGCCGCGGUCUCAGAGUCGGCCUUGUACAGAACUGCAUAAGCACCUCACCUCGGUGCUGCCCUGCCCCAAAGUGAAAACUCCAACCCCACGCCCAAGUACUCAGCUCCUCUCCAAGGAGGAUGAGGAGGUGGGGGAGGAUUGCCCGAGCCCCUGGCCAGCUCCAGCCUCUCCCCAAGACUCCCUAGCACAGGACAGGGCUAGCCCCAGCUGUGCCCAGGCUCCCCAGGAGGAUGUGAGGUCCAUGGUACAACUCAUUCGCUACAUGCACACCUACUGCCUGCCCCAGAGGAAGCUGCCCCAAUGGGCCCCAGAGCUGGUCCCCCAGCCCUGCAGCAGCCCCUCCAGGCAGGUCCCACCCCGGUCCCGGCAUCCCCCCAAAGCCACCUGGACUGAGUUCUCUAUCCUAAGGGAACUUCUGGCUCAAGAUGUCCUCUGUGAUGUCAGCAAGCCCUACCGCCUGGCCACGCCUGUCUAUGCUUCCCUCACACCCCAGUCCAGGCCCAAGCCCCCCAAAGACAGUCAGCCCUCCCCUGCCCACUCUACCAUGGCAGAAGAGGUGAGAAUCACAGCUUCCCCUAAGAGCACUGGGCCUAGACCCAGCCUGCGUCCUCUGAGGCUGGAGGUGAAGCGGGAUGUCAGUCAACCUACCAGGCAAAAGCAGGAGGAAGAUGAGGAAGAAGAAGAAGAAGAAGAAGAAGAAGAAGAAGAAGAGGAGGAGGAGGAAGAAAAAGAGGAGGAGGAAGAGGAGUGGGGCAGGAAGAGACCAGGCCGUGGCCUGCCAUGGACCAAACUAGGGAGGAAACUGGACAGCUCUGUGUGCCCCGUGCGGCGUUCCAGGAGACUGAAUCCAGAGCUGGGCCCCUGGCUAACAUACACUGAUGAGCCCCUAGGUGCUCUGCCUUCGAUGUGCCUGGCUACAGAGACCCACAACCUGGAGGAGGAACUGGGCAGCCUCACAGAUGAUAGUCAAGACCAGCAGCUCCCCCAGGGAUCCCAGAUCCCAGUCCUGGAAAGCCCCUGUGAGAGUGGGUGUGGGGACACAGAUGAGGACCCAAGCUGCCCACGGCCCCCUUCCAGAGACUCCCCCAGGUGCCUCAUGCUGGCCUUGUCACAAAGCGACCCUCUUGGCAAGAAGAGCUAUGAGGAGUCCUUGACGGUGGAGCUUUGUGGCACGGCAGGACUCACUCCACCCACCACACCUCCAUAUAAGCCCAUGGAGGAGGACCCCUUCAAGCCGGACACCAAGCACAGCCCAGGCCAAGACACAGCUCCCAGCCUCCCCUCCCCUGAGGCUCUUCAGCUCCCAGCCACCCCAGGGGCCUCCCACAAGCUGCCCAAGAGGCACCCUGAGCGAAGUGAGCUCCUGUCCCAUCUGCAGCAUGCCACGGCCCAGCCAGUGUCCCAGGCUGGGCAGAAGCGUCCCUUCUCCUGCUCCUUUGGAGACCAUGAUUACUGCCAGGUGCUCAGGCCAGAGGCUGCCCUGCAGAGGAAGGUGCUGCGGUCCUGGGAGCCAGUUGGGGUCCAUCUUGAUGACUGGCCCCAGCAGGGUGCCUCCUUGCCGACUGAAACAAAGACCCCUAGGAGGGAGGCAGAGCAGAACUGUGACUCUACCCCUAAGGACAGCAUGCAGCUGAGAGACCAUGAGAUCCGUGCCAGCCUCACAAAGCACUUUGGGCUGCUGGAGACCGCUCUGGAGGACGAAGACCUGGCUUCGUGUAAAAGCCCCGAGUACGACACCGUGUUUGAGGACGACAGCAGCAGCAGUGGCGAGAGCAGCUUCCUGCUGGAGGAGGAAGAGGAGGGCAGGGAGGAGGAGGAUGAAGGAGAGGACUCAGGGGUCAGCCCUCCCUGCUCUGACCACUGCCCCUACCAGAGCCCACCCAGUAAGGCCAGCCGGCAGCUCUGUUCCCGCAGCCGCUCCAGUUCUGGUUCCUCGUCCUGUAGCUCCUGGUCACCAGCCACCCGGAAGAGCUUCAGACGUGAGAGCAGAGGUCCCUGUUCAGACGGAACUCCACGUGCCCGGCAUGCCAGGAAGCGGCAGGAAAAGGCCAUCGGCGAAGGCCGUGUGGUGUACAUUCGAAAUCUCUCCAGUGACAUGAGUUCUCGGGAACUGAAGAAGCGCUUUGAGGUGUUCGGCGAGAUCGUAGAGUGCCAGGUGCUGACGAGAAGUAAGAGAGGUGAGAAGCAUGGCGUCAUCACCUUCCGGUGUUCGGAGCAUGCUGCCCUGUCCCUGAGGAACGGCGCAACCCUGAGGAAGCGCAACGAGCCCUCCUUCCACCUGAGCUAUGGAGGGCUCCGGCACUUCCGCUGGCCCAGAUACACUGACUACGAUCCCACAUCAGAAGAGGCCCUUCCCUCAUCCGGGAAAAGCAAGUAUGAAGCCAUGGAUUUUGACAGCUUACUGAAAGAGGCCCAGCAGAGCCUGCAUUGAUAUCAGCCUUAACCUUCGAGGAAUACCUCAAUACCUCAGACAAGGCCCUCCAAUAUGUUUACGUUUUCAAAGAAAUAAGUAUAUGAGAAGGAGAGCGAGCCAAUGAGCGAGCGUGAGAGAACACACAUUGAGAGAGAGAGAGACUUGAAUCUGCUGUUGUUUCCUUUUAAAAACAAAUCAAUGUUUACAUUGAACAAAGCUGCUUCCGUCCGUGAGUUUCCAUGGCGUUGAUGUUCCACUGCCACAUUAGUGCCCUCGCUUCCAGCGGAUCGUCCUGGGUGCACCUCCAAGUGCUGUCAAUCAUCCUCUGCCCGUCCUGCCCGACUGACUUCCUUCUGUAGACUUGAGCUAUGUCCCCCAUAACAUCUUCUGUCUGUAGCGUGUGAUGAUGAAAUUGUUACUUGUGAGUAGAAUCAGGAUUAGAAACUCAUUUUUAAUUGAAGAAAAAAAAAGUAUAUCCUUAAAACAAAUGUAUUUAUGGCUCAGAUAUACUGUGCCUGGGGUUAUCGUAUUGCUUCCUCGGUUGUUUAACUAUGCACUGUCAUGAGGUGUUUGCUACUGAGCUGCGCUGCUCCCCUGGCCGUGUAGUCCUAGAGGUGCUGGGUGGCCACUAUGUCCGCAGGAAAAAUUGGCUUGCAGUCACAAGUAGGAAGAGUGGAGAGAGGUAGCCAAGUAUACUCUACCGAGCCCUGGUUGGUUUCUUUUAUUUUGAGUGAGUUCCACUCAAGUUGUGAUGAGAAUCCCUUCCCCCUGUCCGACUCACACUUGGAGAGUGCCUGUCUGGAGAGCCCAGAGCCGUGAAUGUCUGUAAGGAAAGUGGAACAAGCUGCAUUAGGCCCAUUCCCCAGGGAGAGAGGACAGUGCCCUGUGAGGGGAAGUACCUUGCCCAGGGUCCCAGGUCCCAUGGCCAGGGAGCAUGCAGAGCAGUGACCCACACCAAGCCUUCUGACUCCGGGCUCCAGCCUCCUGCAGCAGUUAGCAUAAAGAUGCAAAAGUCAGAGGCUGGAAGAGUGGAGUUAGCUGAGUUGAGCAGCCUAGCAGCUUAUUUGAGAAUUAGGUCAACUGUUGACUCAUCAGCAUUAAGACCAUCCUCUAUCCUGCUGCUGUCCUUACUGUCCCUCCUCUGUAAAGGUACAGAGUAGGGGGUGGGCAAGGCACUCCCAUGGAGCGUUCAUGGUGGGCUCCUCUUCAAACCGUUAUGACUGCUGUCAAAGUCAUAUCCAGUGUGACAUCCUCUGGGCCCCUGGGGGCCCUUCAUGAGGGAGAACCAGCUAGGCAGAGUAUCCAUUCUAAUGCUUCAUUAUAUAUCAAUUAGUUCCUCCUUGAUCUUGUGACAUUUCUUUCUUUCAUUUCCCCCCCCAAUGUUCUGCCAAAUAAGAAAGUUUGAAGGUAGAUAACUCAUCAAACUAACCAAACUAAAUUAAUCUGCUGCUAAUGCCAGGCUUAUUCCUUUGAAAAUUUGUGGGGUUUUUUUGUUUGUUUGUUUUAUUUUUUUGAUUUUCAAAUACCUCAGUAAAGAAAGUGAAGCCUGAUCUUAUACUUGGUAUUGGGAAAACUCUCCACCCAUAGAUAGGGCUGGAAGAGACUAGCUUUAGCAGAACUAGGGAAACAGGAUCUGGGUGUCAAAUCUGUUGGCCUCCCUAAACCCCAGUUUCCUUUUCUGUGAAAUAGACUGAGGGGCACAAUUAGGCAGCAGAUGUCCUAGCUUCUGCUUAGGCAGUGUCUAGUCACAGUCGUGAUUCCCACACCUUUGGUCAGUGCAGACAUACUUAAUUGAUCAUAACACUAAUUUUUUUUAGCCUGGUUGUGCAAUUAGAAUCUUCAACAGUGCUCUCUCUGGUCAGGCAUUACUAAUUGGUUGAUGUUUCAUUUAUCUGACAUCCUGAUCUAGUGGUAGUCUUUGGAAAACUACCAUUGUAGAGCCAUAUGCUGGCUGGUUUUUAUGCUGACCCAUCCUUGUCCUGACUUGAUCUCUGAGGGGAGAUAUGCCGGGAGAUAUGCCCUUGAAGCCAUUACUUGGCAGAAGACUUCCCAAUACUGUUGCAAAACACAAGAAUAUAGAGAGGGGAAGGUGAAAUAGCAAACAGGAAUAUAAUUGGAGAAGGGGUGGCUCCUAAGGAUAGAUACAAGAAGGGACUUUUCACAGCACAGACCCAAACAUUCCACACUCCUUUAUAGUUGUUCAUUGCCCAGCAUAUGAUGGGCACAUGGAAAAUGGGUAUAGAAUGGAACCAAAUUAAAGUUCUUCAGUUGCAUCCACUAAAACUUGGGCUCUAAUCAAGGGAGAAAGUGAGUGUUUACUGAAAUUGCCUGAUGGGAGAGGGACUAGAUUUAAUCUGAAGAGCCAUUUGAAUUUUGAUUCCACCAAGAACUUCUCUUGUGGUUUCUUGAGUCCCUUCUUUCUGGACCUCAGAGUGUAGGAGUUGUCUAGAAAACCCUGGGCUCUUCCUAUUUGCUUCCACAGUUAGACCUGGCCAGCUGUUGGUUGCUGGGGUAAAAGAACAAAUUCUUAGCAAACAGUUAAGUCUCUCUUUCUCCAGCCAGGGUUAACUGAGCUACUUAGUCGGUUCCUUCAAAGUCACUUAGAGGUCGGCUCUAGAGCAGAGCGGAGCCUUGAACCUGGCACUGAUGCCCGAUAUACCACAGGUCAAUGCUGGGAGCUGAUGCCCGCCAAGAGUUUCUAGUAUUCUCCACUCACCCUCUCAUAAAACCAGGCUCCCAGCUCUGCAGAUGACCAGCCCUGUAGAUGAUCUCUCUCUGGAAGAUUCAUUCGGUGCUGCAUAUAAUUUACCAAGGAGAUGGUCAGGCCCCCUCCGAGACCAUGAGACCAUCUUGGUCUCUUUCCCAUCGAAUCAAGGAGGAACCCAGAGGGAGCAGCUGCUACUUACUGGCAACCACCUCACUGUAGCUGUCCUAAUGCGUCUCAAUGAUGUUUACGUGUGAUCGCCAUUCAGGCUCCGUGUCAUCUCUGUGCUGUGCUGUUAUUUUUCUAGAAAUGUCUAAUCCAACCACUAAGUGGAAUUCUUCCAUCUCCUUCCUCGGUCAGUACAAGGCUGAACCACAGUCCUAUGGAGUGGGGGUGGGGCAUGACUCUGGUUGCUGAAGGAGAAUGCAUCAACUAGGUGAUGUGAGAAGAAGGAAUGCAGCUAAGGUCCCUACUCCCAUCCCCCUGACACGCAUUGUGGCUCCCACUAGAAAAAUGCUUUGAGUCAGGAAGUGCCCAUCCUAUGCCUGGGUUUAUCUGUUGAUCUUGUAUCAUCUAAUGGGUAGCAAGCCUCCAGGGGUGGGAGGAGCGCUCCGGGCCAGCUGCAAAGACUUAACCCUCAAAUCCUAAUGUGGUAAGACUUUUACAGUAAGAUGUCUUUUGUGACCUCAAGCCUUCGAGGUCAGUGUUUUGGGGGAAGAUGUGAGGCCACUGCCGAGGCCACUGUGCAGGUAGUAAAUGGAGAGAAAGUGCAGACAGCUCUUUGGGCAUGCGCAUGCACGGCCAGCUCUAGUCCGGGUCUGUCCCAGCCCUUGAGUUCAAUUCGCCUCUCAGCGGAUCCUGCUGCUGCAGAAGCAGGGCACCUCUCUCUGUACCUGGGUCACCCUAGAGGGUGUGUGAUGUGAUUCACUGAGGUCAAAAGUAUUUUUCUUGACAUUUGCUCUUCAGCGAUUGAGAUCAGCUUGAGAAAGCCAUAUCCCAGGAUCACGUGUGGAAAGGGAUUGGGUGUGUUGUCGUAAAUAGAGUGAACCUGUUGGUGUCAUUAGCCAAAGAAAAAGGGAUGCCUUCAUCCUUCCUACUGGGGCAGAAGGAAACGAACCAGUACUUAUGUGCAAUAUGUUGAUGCUAUUCUCCAAAUCCCUGAGGGUUUUGCACUCAGACGAGCUCCAGGGCUGUUUGAAGAGGCUGGGGAUACAGGGUAAGCGCAGGGAGAGCCUGGGAUAAAAACUUUCACGCGCAGAAAUGGCCUUGACUUAGAACAGAUGGGAGUGUGGGCGGGGCGCUAGCUGCUGGCCUGGACAUGCGGGACAUCCGGGAAGUAGCUAGUCAGACACUUGCACUAGUUAAUGAAAGCACUUUCAGAAACCUGACACUUCCGCCUUGUUCCACAUUCUCCUCUGGCAAAUAUGUGUACCCUUUAUCUGUGUGAGGUGCUGUCCUAAAGGCUGGGUGAGGGGAUUGGGACGGGGGCCAGUGUGAGAAAGAAAACGGCCAUCUUUCAAGGCAGUAGCAGCCUUGAGAGAGUCUGUACCUAGCCAGUCCUUGGCCGUCCUCUUCACUGGAAGCCCAAGAAACAGAAUGAUAAAGGUUUAUAUCUUGGUACCCACUUUUGUAAAGACAAAAAAAAAAAACAGCCUAGCCAAUUGCAACACUUGUGGCGCAAUCAUUUCACUCUAAGUUUCUUACUUGCUGUCUGACCUUUGGCCCCUGUUCCCUGAGCUAGCAAAUGAAGCUAUCCAGUGAUAACAGCAUUCUCAUCCUGGAGCCAGGGGGGCCCAGAGUUCCACUCUCUGGCUUAGCUCAGGGUAUGUAUUGGGGGCGGGGGUGAGGCACUUUCCACAAGGUCGUCAGCCUCCAACAGGGUGAGAUUCACAUAGUCCUGGCUGAGGUGCCUAACAUGAAGAGGCUAGCUUACCAGGACAGACCCAAGCCAUAGUUCCUUGUGGGGAUGGUAAGGAAUAAACCCCUCAUCGGGCUCGUUGAUAACUUCCAGUCUUGCGUUUUAGCCUUGUUGUCAUCCCCACCGAACAGCUUUUAAUCUGAAUGUUGUGACCACUUGGCCGUCUCUUGCUUGCUUGCAGACAAUACUAGCAAUACACUUGUUUCCCCAAACAGCUCAGCUUAGACAGUUUUCACACAUUGCUUUCCAGUGAUUGUAAAAACACAUGGGGCAACAGGAGGCAUGGAUCACACUGCAUAUGUUUAGGGCAGCUUUUGUUUUUUGAAUCUUUAAUGGUAUAGCAGCAGUGACCAAGCCUUUGGGAUUUGGGGAGACAGAUCUUCACGAAGCCAUUUCAUCAGGAUGCCUUGCACGUCAGAAGGAGUACGGACAUCCCAAUACCCAAAUGGAGGGGCUUACAACCUAUGAUUUUUGUAGAUGAUAUGUCUCUACCGUACAACAGCUCCUCUGAAAGGUAUUCAUGUGGCUCCAACCCCUCUGUGCCAUAUUAUUUUUUUUUUUGUCAAAGGAUUCUUCAAGGAAGCCUCAGCAAGCCUCCUUGCUCCCUUUCGCUGGCCUUGGGUAGUGUCCUUAUGAAGGGGAUUAGCCAGCACUUUGCCUUAUCAAUGUGUGGUCACCAGUCUAGUGGUCAAAGACUGGUGUCCACUGGCCACCAAGAUGGAAGGCAAAAUUAAGGUCUUUUGAUCAGUCACCAUGGCGGCCAACAGCAGCUUGGCAAUGAAACACAAUGAUACAAAUGAGUUGUCUUACUUGUUCAGUACCAACUCGGAACAUCAGCAACUACUUAGAUGCCUAUACAGUGUGGAAAAUGCACUGGUUUUCCUGUGGUAGAGGAGAUGGGGUUGAACCCUGUGUCCAGCUGUCCUGAGUGGUUUACUCUAACUGCAAUACUGGCAGCCAAGCUGCCAACCCUGUUAAGUGAACCUCUGCUAGGUAGCUUACAUGGUACCUUUGGGACAAACAAAGAAAUUGGGUAUGAGGAUUGGGGGAGAAGGGGCCCUGGCCAUGACCUUUGAUAUGGUCCACUGAAUAGCCAAACAGGUUUUUGUUCUUGUUCUUGUUCUUGUUUUUGUUUUAAUUUUUCUGUAUUUUGUAUUUUAAAAUCUUGUCAGGCGUUUUUGUGUUAGGAAUAAUAAGUCAUAAAUUAUUCCCACCUUGGUUUCUGAAGGGGUGAUCUGAUUCCAAUUGAAACAGGUUGGAAAUCUUAUGGGGAGCAUGGUCUGUGGAGUACAUGGGAUGGGGCAGUGGAGGGCUUGGGUUUCCAGGUGGUUGCUGGGGAAGAUGACCCCCACCCUCUGACAGUCUGCGAUGCUGUCAAUUACAGAGGUUCAUGCUUGCCUCCUUGGCUCCUGAGUCCUGUUAGCACGGCCUGAGCACAAGCUUCUAUGAGAAGCAGCUGCUGAGAUUGAAGACAAGACUCCCUAGCUCCCAAGCCCUAGUCAGGAGAUGCAGUCAAUAGCUAGCCUUAAUCGACUGGGCAAGGUAGUUCCUGUGCUCCCUCCCCGCAGUUCCAAAUCUUGGACUCAAAACCCUUUUCUCUUAGUAUGACCUAGUGUGACCAGCAGCCUAGAGAAUUUUGAGCAAUAGGGAGCCAGGGCUUUCCCUGGCUCUGUGACAGGGUCAAACCAGGGAAUGGCUAAACUUGAGAGGUUUUGUCAUACCCAGGGUUCUACUGUAGGGGGGCAUUAUGUAUUAGGGAGCUCAACAAGGUAACUGUAGCCUGGGGUAUGUGAAUGUAAGGUUGUGUUUGUGGGUGCGUGUGCGUGUGUGCGCGUGUGCGUGAGUGUGUGUGUGUUACAUUGAUGCAUUUCUUGAGAAAGGUGCAAGAACUUCACCUAUACAGUGGGACACAUCUGCUUUAUUAUUUAUAAAUAGAAGCUAAAAUUUAAUUUUUUAAAGGACACUGCUAAUGAUUGAAAAUCGAGUUUUUAGUUUUGCUAUUUUUUUUAAUUGGUAGAAGAUUUUUAUAUAUUUUUUUCCCAUUUCGUUGGGUUGUGUCCUUAUUUAUAUAAAUACUUUAUCCGUGAGCAGUGAGGAAGAAGACUUCUUUGCUCUUAAUUAUUGUGGUUGUCAUUGUCCCUAUUUUAUUUCCGGUGUGAUUUAUCUGUCUUACCUUCUAAAUGAGAAACUGUUUUCCUGUCUUUGUACAUUGUCAGAGUCUAUAGUUUCGUAGAUAAUUUAACCAAAUUGCUCUACGUAUUAUUAUUCUGUGACUAUAAAGUUCUAUUUUAACGUCUGUAAAUACUUCAGAACUGGUUUCUUUUCUCGGCCCCUGCUGGGAGCUAUUGUUUACAUCACAAAAGACUGUAGAAUCUCUAUGCUCAUGUACUGUAAAUAGUGACGUGAUCUGCUUAUAUAUAAACUGAACAAAUACACUAUGGAAAUUAAAAAACACC